This is a messenger RNA of Leptomonas pyrrhocoris, 1189 nucleotides long. RefSeq lists its product as hypothetical. Lineage: Eukaryota; Euglenozoa; Kinetoplastea; Trypanosomatida; Trypanosomatidae. The transcript has a single exon. The coding region runs from base 341 to 1189 and encodes 282 amino acids. The record is from RefSeq and is a predicted model, not a curated record.
GUUGCGGUGCGUCCACAUACUGGAGGCGUGCGAGUACGACUAUCGUUGCCGCCAUCUAUGCGCUUCCCGUCUCAACAGCCAGCUGCUACACCUUCCAACACUUCGUUUUUGUUCUAUUCGUAUAGGAUCCAGAGAAAGCAGAGUAACUGUUAUUACUAGUAUUAUUGUUUACUCCGUCGCGUCGUCAACGCUGCACAUUUACUCAAAACAUAACUUUAUACCUUCUUCCGCCUUUCCAGCUGCAAUCGGCGAUUUAGACACACCCUGUAGACCUACCAUACCUCGUCUGCACACAUCUUAAUUCGUUCACGAUAGAGUUGACAUACACAAAAGAGAAAAUAUGCCGAACCCCGAUCCAGGGAAUGAGAGGGCGGCCGCCUACGUGGACUACUACGCCUCCCCGCAGAUGGUCAACAACUCCGUCAACCGUCUCUACUACGGCGGCGUGGAGCGUAAGAAACGAGCGGAGGCGGUCGCAACGGAGAAGGUGUACCCGAAAACGCCGUCCACCCGUCGCUCCAAGGCACAGCUAGAAAACUACCUGCGCAACAGCGUACAAGGGGAACUUCUCCGCCGGCAGCAACACCGCGCGGCGCUGCAGCAGGCGCUCCACCCCGACCUCGAGCUACCACCGCGCACGAUGACACCAAAAGAGAUGGAGCGACACGUCGAGCACGUCUACAACGUCCCUCUCAUCGUGCGCCGCGCGCGAGAGGCGGAGAUGCGCCGCAUCUUUGGCACUGAUAAGGACGCGAAGGAGGUGAAGAGGGAGACGGUGUAUCAGUAUCACCGCCUGCCGCCGGAUUUGGCGGGGCAGGUGGGUGCAUCCGCCUCGCCCUCUGCGCGGGGAUCGUCGCCGUCGUCGCGCGGCCGCAGCGAGUCCGCCCACCUCGACCCCGUGGUGGACUACCUCUCCCGGCUGGAGAAGAACUGGCGCCAGCCUUCCGCGUCCGUGCCGCACGACGACAACCGUCGACUGCUCGUGUCACAGUACGACUACUACGCCGACCCGCGCAAGUUUACGGAGAUGACGCUGAAGCCGCACCGGCUGUCCAGGGAGGAGUGGGAGCGGCACAUGAAUCGCUUAGAGUUGCUGUCUCGCCCACUGCGCGUGAACCCGCAGGUGAAGGCGGAGGAGGGCGGCUCUCCAGCGUUCCGCGUUAGCCGUAAGGUCGAGCACAAGGAUUGA